AUGCCUGUGAUUGAAAUGAUGUUGGUGGUGACGUUAAUGUUUAUUUACGACGGCGACCAAAACGAAGACAACAAUGAUGACGAUGAUGAAGAUGAUGACGACGAAGCUUCAGGUGAUGGCCAUGUUGACAACAAUGAUGGUGGUAAUGAUGACAACAAUGUUGACGAUGAUGACGGUGAUGAUUACGAUGCAAACAACGACGACGAUAAUGAUGAUCAUGAUUAUUAUUAUGAUGUUGACGAUGAUGAUGACGAUAAUGAUUACGACGUUGACGAUGACGAUGAUAGUGAUGUUGACGAUGACGAUGGCGAUGACGGCGACGAUGCUGCUGCUGCUGCUUUCACUUCUUUCACAAAUUCGCCUGGUGUUCACGGUGCUGGUGAUCGUGAUAGUAGUGUUUGUGAUGACGGUGAUGAUGAUGAUCCUGAUUAUGGUGGUAGUCGUGUUGGUGCGGGUGAUUACCAUAAUGGUAGUGUUAGUGAUACUGAUGAUCAUGAUGGUAGUGCUGGUGAUGAUCAUGAUCAUCAUUAUGAUAGUGGAGUUGGUGCCGGUGAUGAUCGUGAUGGUUGA
Molecule: messenger RNA, 570 nt
Organism: Mercenaria mercenaria
Lineage: Eukaryota; Metazoa; Mollusca; Bivalvia; Venerida; Veneridae
Product: prostatic spermine-binding protein-like
Exons: 3
Coding region: 1-570 (189 amino acids)
Source: RefSeq, a predicted model, not a curated record